CAGCAGCAGCAGCAGCAUCUCGGGCUGCGGAUCUAACCCUCCCGUUCUCCCUCCGCGAUCGGAGCCGCGGACGUCACUCCUCCAUCCGGGAAGCGGAGCCGCGGGUCCGCCGGUGUCCUCCUCUGCUCCCGCUGCGCCACAGCAACAGCCUCCCUCCACAGCAGGUAGAACAGCCCACAUCAAACUGCAGCCAUGGACGAGAUGGACCUGCCCCAGAUGAAGAAGGAGGUGGAGAGCCUGAAAUACCAGCUGGCCUUCAAACGGGAGAAGUCCUCUAAAACUGUAACCGAUUUGGUGAAGUGGAUAGAGGAUGGUGUUCCAGAGGAUCCGUUCCUGAACCCAGAGCUAAUGAAGAACAACCCGUGGGUGGAGAAAGGGAAAUGCGUCAUCCUUUGAGGAAAAAGUUAUCCUCCGACUCCAAUCUUCCCAUCCUCGACCAACAGCGUCAACACACCGUAUCUAUUUAUAUCUUUGACCCCUGGAUCUCUCCCUCCUGACCUGUGAGGACACUGGCAGGACAAUGCCUUCCAACCUCUCACCAUGAAUGUACUUCAGCAGAACCCCCCCGACCUCUCUCCUACACAGCAAGGGCAUGGAAACACACUCUCACAUUUAUCACUUGGACUUUCUCAUCUCCACGUUCAUGCAGGUUGACUGCAGCCACGGCGGUUGGUAGUUACCUUCACAGGAGAGCAGGGUCAGCGUUUAAAGCUCAUCUAUAGCAACACCUGCUGGUUUUCAUGCAGUUUUUAUCUGUGCAGAUUUGAAUUAUUCUAUUCUAAUAAUGCUUGAUGAUUAUUAAGAAUCCCGUCAUCUCUUGAAAGCUGUCAGCACAACACGUUCUCACUCCUAUGUCGUCACUUAUUGACGUUUGGUUAAGGAUCCCUCCGCAUCACGGUUUGAUGUUUUGCGUGUCCCCAACUCGUCAUUUUUCGACGUACUGGCUGUUCCCAUCAAAUCACGGGUCCCCAAACUCCGGGCCACGAAACAGAACCUGUCCAGUACCGAGACGUGUAGCACACCGAAACCCAAACCUGGUACCGAAAUUGGACCAAAUGCGGUACAGAACCCAAACUGGGGCCAGAUGUGGUACCAGGUGCGUUAUCUGGUGCGUUAUCAGGUGUGUUACCGGGGGCGAACCGGCCCCCGGGACGCAUCCAGUACCGGUACCCUAACCCAGUACUGGUACCUUAACCUUAAACCGGUAUUGGUUCGCAUCCGGUAUUGUGUCCGUAAAUGCAUCUGGUACUGCAUCUGUUACUGCAUCCAGUACUGCAUCUGGUACCACAUCUGGUACUGCAUCCGGUACUGGAUCUGGUACCGCAUCCGGUACUGCAUCUGGUACUGCAUCCGGUACUGCAUCUGGUACUGCAUCCUGUACUGAUAACACAUCUGGUACCGCAUCCGGUACUUCAUCUGUUACUGCACCCUGUGCUGUAUCUGGUACCGCAUCCUGUACUUCAUCUGGAAUGCAACUGGUACUGUAUCCAGUACUUCAUCAGGUACUGAAUCCUGUACUUCAUCAGGUACUGCAUCCAGUGCUGCAUUCGGUACCGCACUCGAUACUGCAUCUUAUAUCACGUUCGGUAACACAUCCCGUUACGCAUCCGGUACCCCGUCCGGUACCACAUCCCGAGGGUUGCAGACUCUUGAUUUUACAAACAGCCAGAACAUCAAAAAAUGACGAGUUGGGGACACCCAAAGCGCUGGACACGUAGGGGUCCUUAACCAAACGUUCAUAUGUGGCGACUUGGAGAUAAGAAUGUGUGUGUGAGUGAAAUUUAUAUCACUUUGAUUCCUAAAGAUCAUCAGAACAGGUUUUUCUCUACCAUGUUUCAUGGUACAGAUGGAAAUUUAGAUUUCAUGUUUUUGAAGAUACAAAUCCUAAACAAAUUGUUUUGUUUUGUUGCUUUCAUACUGGUAAUACACGUACACUAUUCUGCCAAAAGUAUUCUCUUCCACCACUCUGCAUUCCUAUGAGCUGGAGUGACAUUGCAUUCUAAUCCAUGGGGUAUCAAAUAAUAGGCUCACUGUUCUGUGUUCCAAUGAGAUUCCUUCAUACCUGAGUGGCUCCUCCACGUCUUUUUGACUCUGCAUUGGUGGACAGUCAUGAUGCAAUAGGAAGGAUCGUUCUGAAAGAGAACGAUCCUACCAUGGCUAGAACAUUAAACUCUCCAACAUAUCUUCAUGUGUUGGAGAGUUUCUGUCUAAGGGAGCAAAGGAUGAACAUCCCACACCAUCAUAUCCCCUCCUCCACAUUUCAUAUUUGGCACAAUGCGAUCAAAAAGGAAGCGUCCUAUGGCAGCACGCUUUAUUGACUGCAUCCAACACCAUCCAUUUUCUAAACCCGUUAUAUCUCUUGGUGUUGCUGCAGCCUGUCCCCAUGUUGGAUGAAGUCAAGGUACACCCUAGGAACACUUUAGAGUUACCAAUCAACCUACGAACUCCACAGAAAGACUGAUUCAUGCGUCCUGCUGCUUCUUAUUUGUUGUAAUUCCACCGACAGAUGACUGGAAUAUAUGUGACCGUGGUCAUUUCAUGGUUAGAGUUUACGCUAACAUGGUAGCACACUGUAAUUCACUGAUUUCCUGAGUUCAGUCCAUUCUUUCAUAGAAGUGACUGAAACACCUGAAUAUCAUAUGGGAUGGUUAAGUGAAUACUUUUGGCAUUACAGUGUAGUUGUACAUACAACUUUCCAGAAAGCUUUUUGACAAAAUAAGAACCUGGACGCAAUGAUGGCUGUGAAACAAUAAUACUUUUUUUUCAUGAUAAAUUAAUUUUUUACAUUGGGAGAAGCAUGUUUUUUUUCCCCAACAUUUAUUUGCACUCAUUAACUGACUCCUGUUUUAAGGUUUUUGAAAAAUAAUUACGACUCAAAUGUAAAUUAUUGAUUGUUUUUUGCCCUUUCCACAAUCAAAGAUGUCGCAGCCUGUGACUCUGCCCCUCCCACACACUGUUAUUCACACACGUCUGCAGAUGUAUUUACAGUUGUGAAGGUGACCAAGGUUCAUUUAUCAGCUGUAUUGGUUUAUUUGAUCGACAGCUAACCCUAAACAACAUAUAUUGGAAAACUUCAAAGCACACUUUGUGAGUUAUUACAGAAACAUAUUUGAUAAAAAACUUUUACAGUCAACCGAUCUCUGCAUGUUGUCCUGAAAUAUUUCUUUACAAAUUGACUCCUUUUAUUCCAUGAUUUGUUGAAAGGAGAUUUAAGAGCAGAUUUCCGUCCUUAUAUCUGAAGCACAGACCCUCACCUGAUAUCUACUUCCCUGACUGUAAUCACCUUAAAAACACUAAAAAAUACAUUCAUCUUUUAACCUGUUUUCUUCACAUGUACUUUUUUGCUGUCGCUUGUAAAAAUCAAAACUUAACCUUUGUGGCAUUAAGUUAGCUGUUAAUUUCACACCAGCCCUGUUGUGCUGCCAGAGGACAAGCGAAAGCAGGCCUCUGGAAAAGGUUUGAAGUUUCUACGACAAGCAUGCAGACACGGAAACCGACCACGGCGACUCAAGCACACACUGUCUCUGAACAUGUACAGACAUACCCUUGUAACUUAUUAACUUAUUUAUUUAUUUAUUACGGAUGGGAACUUUCCCUCCCUUAAGUUUCCUGUUUUUGCACUCCUUUUAUUCUGGCGCCCAACUUAAAAAUAAAAAAUAAAAUAAAAAUCAAUGAAAAUAGACAAUAUUAUCCCUCCAGACUUUUGCUACAUCACCAUCUGAUACUGCCUUGUACACAGUUUCCUUAAAGUGAGAAUGUAAAUACGUGGCAUGAGGUGCAAACAUCGCUGACCUCAGAGCUGCCCCGUGUGCACGUGACGGCAACGGUCUGUUUAUGUGGGCUUAUUUUAGAAAAACUUGACUCCUUAAGGGGCUGUGAAGCAUCCAUGCAGCUGCACGUCACACGGGGCAGCCCAGCACAUCGACUAAACACACAGCUUUUUUAAAUCUUCAUGAAGGAGGAGUUGCAGGAACGUGAGGCUUUCUGAGGGACCAGGGACAGCAGAUCCUCCAGUCCUCUCUGUGCUGUGUUGAAUUUUACCAUCCAAACAUUUACAAAACUUAAAUUAUAGACUUUUUUUUUAUCAGUCUAAGCUUCUCAGAAUGCCCUUAAACAAAGCUAAAAUAGCAGACAAUAAAAUGAUCUGAAGACAAACUAAGUUUAAAGUUAAUCAAGCUAAAUAAAUAAAGUUAAAUAAUAAAAAUAACUACUGAAACCCAGCAAUGAUAAUUAAAGAUUAUCAGGUUUAUUAGCCUACCGCCUCUUCCACAGUGUACAUUUAUGAGAAAGCCAAACAACUCUUAAUUUUUUUUAAUAAAAUAACUUUCUGGAACAUAUUUUAGGCUGUGGAAGUACCUUUUAGCCACACAUUUUAACUAUUUUCUUCAAACUAUAGCUUUCACAGUGUUAGCAUACACGCUAAUAAUGCUAGCUUCUCCAAUUGUUACUUUUCUAGCAAAAAAGUCAUGUUAAAUGUGCUGUUAGCUAAUAAAGCAAAUGACAGAGCAAAACUAUUUCAACAGUUUUGUUCAAACUAUAGCUUUCAUGGUGUUAGCAUACACGCUAAUAAUGCUAGCUUCUACAACUUUUCCAUUUCCAGCGAAAAAGCCAUUUUAAAUGUGCUGUAGCCACCAGAGCAAAUGACAGGGCAAAACUACACUGUUGACUGAACUGUAAGAGAGACUAGUGCGUAAUAAUGGCUUAUUUAUCCGUUUUAAAUUAGGUCUGAUUAGAAUAUUUACUAUGUAGCUACUGAAGCUAUCUUGGUGGGUUCCUAAAAGUCUAAAAUUUAGGAUUUAUUACACAUCAACAUAGCCUGAAUUUGUAUGGAAGUAAAUUAAUAUAAUUAGGGUUUUUCUUAGUUUAAAUGAUGUUUGUUGUAAUUUUUUUUAUUUCUGUAAUUUGGACAUAACAUUUGUUACCAGGAGUUUACUUUGAAGCAGAAUUUUUUAAUUUUCUGUUAAACUUUCUUCUUUAAUGCCACUUGGAUUAACAUUUUUUUAGUUAAAAUGUUAAAAGGUCAACAUAAACCAAAAAUGCUUUAAUAUCUUGAAACAUAUUGUGGUUACUCCUGGUUGGGACACAUUUUCUCACCCUAGCCUUAUCAAAAAUAAGCAUACUUCAAGUACUGUAGAUGUUUUAAAGUAUACUUUAGCAUGAAAAGCAUAUUUCCCCAAGUGUACCAAGUACAAUUAAAUAGUAUAUUUGCAGUUUACUAACAAGUAUACUUCUUGGGACUGAAUUGGCCCACUUUUAGUUUAUAAAAAGUAUAGAAGUAUACUUAAAGUAACAUGGCAAACUCUAAGUUUAUCAAAGUCCACUUUUAAGUAUAUCUAAUUUAGCUUUUAAGGUUUUCUUUUAGUUUACAAGUGAUACACUUCUACUGAUUAGUGUAUAAAAAUAGAUUUUUUAAUAUAGGCCUACUGGAAAUAUCCCAAGAAUACAUCUACUCCACUUUUAAUACUGUGUACGAAAAUAUUUUAGUACAGUAACACUUAUAGGCGAAAUAUAUUUAUAUUUCUUAUUAUCUAAAAAGCAGACUAAAAGUAUACUCUCUUAAUUUUAGUUUUUAAAACGUAUACUUAAAAAAACUUGAGUGUACUUAUUUUUGGGAAGGGUCAUCUCCAGACUUUCUUACUCAUUCUUUGAUUUGCUUUUUUUCUUAGUAUACAUUUUAGUUUUUGUAAUAGUUUUUCAAAGUUUAAAUCUUGAAAGGAAAUGUUACAAGAAACCUGUUGCAACGCAAUGUUAAAAUUUUAACUUUUAAUAAUUCUUUUAAAGUCAAUUUUAUUUAAACCACAACCUGAUACAUAAAAAGUUGAAUUAAAUUAUUAUGUGAAAUAUGCAACACUUAGGAGUUAAAUAUAUGUCAUUUAUUUUCCUGAAUCAUUUCUUAAACAUUUGUCUUGAAUUUUAAAUAGAACAGGAAAGAUCAUCUAAAAAAACAAUCCAAACUCAUCCUAACAGUGCAUGAGAGGACUGGCAGGUCUGUCGUUCCCUCGUCUGUUUUCCAGCUACUGUAACUUGUUUGAUUUAUAUCAUUUCAACAUGGGUAUGUAUGUAUGUUUUGCCAGUAUAAUGACCGCAUAGGUUCUUGUCUAGAUAUUUAGCAAAAAAUAUUCCUUGUAUGUGUGCUUUGGAAAAAAAAAUAUGCAUUAGAUCAAAAGUCCUAAUAUAAAGACAACAAGCAAUAAGUUAUAGAUGUUUUUUUAUGGAAUGUUUUACAUUUACUGUACCUUACUGAAUAAAGUAGACGAUUUUUAGACA
Messenger RNA from Oryzias melastigma (Indian medaka), 6267 nucleotides. RefSeq names its product guanine nucleotide binding protein (G protein), gamma 13b (gene gng13b). Gene Ontology annotation, molecular function: G-protein beta-subunit binding. Gene Ontology annotation, biological process: phospholipase C-activating G protein-coupled receptor signaling pathway; sensory perception of taste. NCBI's taxonomy places the organism in Eukaryota, Metazoa, Chordata, Actinopteri, Beloniformes, Adrianichthyidae. Gene Ontology annotation, cellular component: heterotrimeric G-protein complex. The record is from RefSeq and is a predicted model, not a curated record.